AUGUCUGUUGUGAGUCAAGGAAUUCGAGACUUUGUAAAUAAGGCCAUAAAAGACAAUAAAGUGAUGAUCUUUAGUAAAUCAUAUUGUCCUUACUGCAUAAGGGCCAAAGACUUAUUUGACGAUAUUGAAGUGGAUUAUAAAGCUUUAGAACUAAAUGACCACAAAGAUGGGGAGGCUAUUCAAACAGUCUUGAAAGAAUUAACAAAUCAAAAUACUGUUCCUAAUAUAUUUAUUAAUCAACAUCAUGUUGGUGGUUCAGAUUCAUUAAGAUCUGCCUUAAAAUCUGGUAAACUAGAAAGACUUUUUAAAGAGGCAGCGAUUAAUUAUUCAAAACUCAAAUAA
Cokeromyces recurvatus is the source of this 342-nucleotide messenger RNA. Its product is annotated as glutaredoxin. Bases 1 to 342 code for a protein of 113 amino acids. Gene Ontology annotation, cellular component: cytoplasm. Gene Ontology annotation, molecular function: glutathione disulfide oxidoreductase activity. Gene Ontology annotation, biological process: cellular response to oxidative stress. The record is from RefSeq and is a predicted model, not a curated record. NCBI's taxonomy places the organism in Eukaryota, Fungi, Mucoromycota, Mucoromycetes, Mucorales, Mucoraceae. The transcript is spliced from 2 exons.